UAGUUUUUUCCUGUUUCUCAAUAUUUAUCCAUAGUUUAUUUGCUUUUGAAAGACUUUCUAAAUUAAAAAAUUACACUUCACGGUUAUCAUAACCGAAGCGUUUCCUUGCGCCAACAACCGCAUACAUUUAUAAAUCAAUUACAAACAACGCACCUCAUACGUCAUUGCUAUUUCUGUCGCUAUGGAACAAAAACAACAAAAACAAGCUGCGGUCGAAGCGGGAGCAUCUACACAGACCCAGACCCAAGUUGAUGAAGAGCUGGACAUUGAUGACAACAUGAAGCAUUGUUUUGACAACCUAAUUGUCAUCGAUGUGGGUGCAAAUUUGACUAACAAGAAAUAUAGCCGUGAUCUAGAUUCGGUGGUACAAAGAGCAAGAGACGCAGGUGUUCAGAAACUUAUGGUGCAUGGCACAUCGGUAAAAUCAAGCAAGGAAGCGCUGCGCCUUUCGCGCAUAUAUCCCGACAUAAUAUAUUCGACUGCUGGCAUACAUCCCCACGACUCGAAGUCAAUUGUGGAGGAGCCGACCACAUGGUUUGACUUCGAACACAUUGCACAGGCGACGGAGUGCGUUGCUUUGGGCCCCUGUGGUCUGGACUAUCAGCGCGAUUUCUCCGAGCCGGAGGUGCAGAAACAGAUUUUCGUAAAACAGUUGCAACUGGCAAUUCGUUUAAAUAAACCUCUUCUGAUACAUGAGCGUUCGGCGCAAAACGAUUUACUCGAAAUACUCGACAAAUUCGAGAAUCUUCCGCCUGUGAUCGUUAGAGGUUUUAUGGGAACAGCUGAGGAGGCACUGAAGUACCUGGAGCGCAGAUUCUACAUUAGUUUGACUGGUUACUUGUGCAAAGAUAAAUCCGAUUCUGGCGUACGAAAGUUGCUAGAAAACGGAUCUUUACAUUUGGAUAGAUUGCUGGUGGAAACCGAUGCACCAUUUAUGUAUCCAAAUACGAGAGCAUCCAAGCUGCCGCAACACGUCAAGACUGGAAUAACCGAACGUUCUCUGUUGUACUUACACAGAUAUUGCACUUUUCAACGUAACGAGCCAUGUAGCUUACCCGCCAUUGUGGAAAUGAUCGCUGCAUUCAUGAAGAAAACUCCCGAUGAGGUGGCUUUGGCCACAGCCUUCAAUGCCCUGAAGCUUUUCGGUCUGUCAUAAUUGGUGCCAUUUGCAACUGAAAAGGAUGGUGCAGCUGCUAAUCGCGACGAAUAGGUGUGCCAAUAAGCAGCUUUAAAAUAUUUUAAACGAGCCUGAGAUUCAACAGAGACUCACCAUGUGCCUUAAAAAACGAUACGAAUUUAGGAUGCGCGCUCGUGCAUUCUAAACUAAGCACCUAAACAUACACACCCACACACUAUAUACGAACUAUAUAUACUCUACGACACAGUCGCAUGCGAUUUGGUGAAUGUAAAACAUAUACAUGCAUGUAUACUCACUCUCCCCUAAAUGAAUAGUGAAUUCUCGAUCGAUCGAAUUCGCUACCUACCUUUAAGUUGGAAUUU
Messenger RNA from Scaptodrosophila lebanonensis, 1500 nucleotides. Its product is annotated as 3'-5' ssDNA/RNA exonuclease TatD. NCBI's taxonomy places the organism in Eukaryota, Metazoa, Arthropoda, Insecta, Diptera, Drosophilidae. The record is from RefSeq and is a predicted model, not a curated record. The coding region runs from base 182 to 1156 and encodes 324 amino acids. The transcript has 4 exons. Gene Ontology annotation, cellular component: cytosol. Gene Ontology annotation, molecular function: single-stranded DNA 3'-5' DNA exonuclease activity.